Molecule: messenger RNA, 585 nt
Organism: Auxenochlorella protothecoides
Lineage: Eukaryota; Viridiplantae; Chlorophyta; Trebouxiophyceae; Chlorellales; Chlorellaceae
Product: Putative regulator of ribonuclease activity
Exons: 3
Coding region: 1-585 (194 amino acids)
Biological process (GO): regulation of RNA metabolic process
Molecular function (GO): ribonuclease inhibitor activity
Source: RefSeq, a predicted model, not a curated record
AUGGGCUUGCUGACUGGCGUGAUCCCUGGGUUCGUCCCGAUCAGCCGGAUUGGAAUAGGAGGGAGGGGGGCGACCGCCGAUCUCUGUGACAUUCACAUCAAGGAACCGGUGGACACCAUCGUAGAGGGCAGUGGCGUCCAAAUAAUGCAAUCGAUCUUCAGGGACUAUGGGAAGCGCACCCGCUUCAGCGGCCAGGUAUCGACAGUGAAGUGCCACGAGAGCAACCCCCGCGUGCGCGCCGCGCUGGAGGAGGAGGGGCAGGGCCGCGUGCUGGUGGUGGACGCCGGCGGGUCCCAGCGCUGCGCCGUGCUGGGCGACAACCUGGCCGCCAUGGGCGCGCGCAAUGGCUGGGCGGGCGUGGUGGUCAACGGCUGCAUUCGCGACAGCGAGGACAUCGCCGGCAUGGAGAUCGGCGUCAAGGCCCUGAACACCCACCCGCUGAAGAGCUCCAAGCGCGACCCUGGCCUGCGGGACGUACCCGUGGUCGUGGCGGGAACCCUGGUCACGCCGGGGGACUGGCUGUACGCCGACCGGGACGGCAUCCUGGUGGCGCCCUACGAGCUCUCCAUGGAUGGGGACAAGUGA